Molecule: messenger RNA, 1566 nt
Organism: Aspergillus nidulans FGSC A4
Lineage: Eukaryota; Fungi; Ascomycota; Eurotiomycetes; Eurotiales; Aspergillaceae
Exons: 2
Coding region: 1-1566 (521 amino acids)
Cellular component (GO): membrane
Source: RefSeq, a predicted model, not a curated record
AUGGCCUCCAACAUCAAGCUCAUCGACAAUACAGCUCCUGCCGAGCGGCCAGCCCCAGACGACGCAUCCUUCUCCGAGAUAACAACCACCACCAGUUCAGUGUCUAGGUUAUGGAGUCGACCAUCGAUCCGUGCGGAGCGGGCGAAGCGCCGUUACGCGAAAUGGCAGCCUGAGCGGCUGGGUGUUGUCGCUAGUGGAAGCAAUGACAUUGCUGAGCCUGGGUCGGUACAGCCGUCGUCGUCAUCGGACGACGGUGAAUUAUUGCGUGCAAGAACCGAUACAAAUACCCUCACCAAUACAAGCGCAAUUCCGGAGAACAAGAGUCAUGUAAACGAUGGCAACGACGAGAGUAAAAACCCGCAGCGUAUUGCGACGGAACAAAUACAGCAGUACGAUUUCGGCACUGGUAACGAAGCAGAAUCAGGAGCUGAAAGGUCAACUACUCACCAAUCAAAAAAUCACCCUAAAAUCUGUGGCCUAAAACCAGGUAGCGAACUGGACAUACUUUAUGAAAAUCAGCGCGGUUGGUUCUUCUUCGGCGUCCCGCUCUACUCCAGCCAGUCCCUCCUUAACACGGACCCGGCUCCUUGGGUGAAUGCCACGGGGAAGCGGAGUUUUGUCGAUAUCACAAAUGCGCAGGUCCCUGACCCCAGCUGGGAAUGGGCUUGGAAAACAUGGCAUGUAGAUAUGUCCGGCGACGUCGACGAGCAAGGCUGGCAAUAUGCGUUUUCGUUCUUGAGGUCAUCAUCGUGGCAUGGCACGCAUCCGUUCUGGCAUUCAUUUGUCCGCCGGCGGCGCUGGGUGAGGUUACGUAUUAAGAAGGCUUCAACGGAGCGGAAUCGGCGCAGUCGGACGGGUUUAGAAAUGGCGCAUACGCUUAAUGAGGAUUACUUUACUAUACAUUCUGCGUUGAAGCAGAAGAGAGGUACUAGUUCGGAGAGGGCAUCGAGGGGUACGUCCGGUAACAUAGGAAAGCUUUUUACGGAUACGCAGGAGUACGUGGAGGAGAUUAGGGACAUCCCUACAUUAAUGUACGCGAUCAGAGUCGCAAUCGUGGAUCGGGAAAAGCUCAAUGCUGUGAGAAAGUUUGUUGACGAAGGAGUAGAAGAGCUCUACUAUCUAGAGGGAAAAAUCCCUGAGAUAAUGACCCGAUUCGUCUACAGAACCUCUCGCUGGCAGUUUCUCACGUAUCUGAACGAAACAAUGCAAUCCCUAGAUCAACAACAAAAAGAGCUCGAAACAACGGGCCAAACACAGCCAGAUUUAGAAAGCAAUAUCCAAAAUCUCCGGCGCAAACAAGAAUACCUCUCCCGUGCCAUCUCCACAGCUGAGCGCCAUCUUAUCGGGCCCACGGUGCUUCGAGUGCAAGAGCUGGAGCCUACUGAGAACCAGAAACAUGCAUCAACUUCAGCCGCUGAGCUGCUGGAUCUCACAGCGGGAAAUAGGAGGAAUAGCCUUAUAUCGAGAGUUUCAAGCAGGUUUACGUUCAAGCCGAUGGACAACGGGGGUCGUAUUAAGGGAAUCCCCAAGGAGGCAGAGAUUGGGCAUGAUUUUCAUAUCUAUUGA